CACACUGAAAGCGAAAACAGAAUCGACAAUAUGUAUUUGAGAAUAAUAUAUUGAGAUUCCGAUUAAAUUUAAAAUUCUAUAAGAGUGUGCUGAACUGAAGAAGACGAUAUCAUUGAAGUGUGUGAGACACGUCGGCACUAAUCAAAAGUCAAUGAUAGUCUUACUAUAUACUAAGAAUAUUGUAUCUAUGCACAACGAAUAUAUAACUAUCCGGUUUUUGUUUUAUCGGUUCAUUGGCAACGCAAUAUAGGUACAAAUGAUUGGAUAGGUAGAUAGAUAGGUUUGUUCUUUUGCAGAGUUAAUACGUGUUAGAAAAAUGGGUUCCGGUGUUAAAUAUCGUCGUCGGGACAAUAAUUAUUACAUCAAAAUCGGUGUACUUGCACUGAUAUCCGUACCGGUUUUGUAUUUAAUUUUUAAUUGGGCAAGGAGUAGUACUGACAAUAUUCCCGCUCAAAAACAACAUCUCGGGCGAGAUCUCAACGAACCUUACUUGGCCGAAGGCCUCGGUAACUAUGAACCGGAACACUUGGAAUCACGAAAAGGUCCCGGUGAAAAUGGCAAAGCCUAUGUUCUACCAGCAGAGAAAAAGAAGAAUGCCACACAAUCAGUUUCCAAGUACGGCAUGAAUAUGGUGUGUUCGGACGAAAUUUCGUUGGACCGGUCUAUUGUGGACACACGAGCACCAGAAUGCCGCCACUGGGUCUAUCCGUACGAUUUGCCUAGGACAUCGGUAAUCCUUGUCUUCCACAACGAAGGACUUUCGGUACUAUUACGUACCAUACACUCUAUACUGAAGAGGACACCGGAGCACCUGUUGCACGAAAUUCUGCUGGUCGACGAUUUUUCGGAUAAAGAGAAUCUGAAGGGGGAAUUAGACUCCAAGAUUAAAAAUUACAACGGCAAAGUAAGACUGAUACGGAACAAAGAGCGUGAAGGACUGAUUCGUACCAGAUCAACGGGUGCACGAGAAGCACGGGGCGAGGUAAUUCUCUUCCUGGACGCUCAUUGUGAGGUGAACACAAAUUGGUUACCUCCACUGUUGGCACCAAUUUAUCGUGAUCGUCGAACAAUGACCGUACCGUUUAUUGACGGAAUUGAUUCGGAGAAUUUUGAGUAUAGACCGGUGUAUGGUAGCGCGCAACUCAAUCGAGGAAUAUUCGAAUGGGGUAUGCUUUACAAAGAAAAUUUGGUACCGGAAAGAGAACAGAGUCGAAGAAAACACAAGAGUGAACCGUUUCGCAGUCCUACCCAUGCUGGCGGACUUUUCGCAAUAGACCGUAAAUACUUCUUAGAAUUAGGCGCUUAUGAUGAAGGAUUGUUAGUGUGGGGCGGAGAAAAUUUCGAAUUGAGCUUUAAAAUUUGGCAGUGUGGUGGCAGCAUUGAAUGGGUACCGUGCUCUCGGGUUGGACACGUUUAUCGAUCCUUUAUGCCGUACAACUUCGGCAAGUUAGCGGAAAAGAAGAAAGGUCCCUUGAUCACAAUCAACUACAAACGAGUCAUCGAGACGUGGUUCGACGAGGAGUACAAGGAAUAUUUCUACACACGCGAACCACUGGCCAAAUUCACCGAUAUGGGCGACAUCAGCCGUCAGUUGGAAUUGAAAGAACGCUUGAACUGCAAAAGUUUCGACUGGUACAUGCAAAAUAUUGCCUACGAUGUGUUCGAAAAAUAUCCCAAACUUCCGCCGAAUUUACAUUGGGGCGAUAUACGAUCGGUGGCCAAUCUGGAAUGUAUGGAUAUGUUGGGACAACAUCCACCAUCUACAAUUGAAUUGCGCCAUUGCAACGGCUUAGGGGUCACUCAACUGAUGCGAUUGAAUUCGGCGGGACAGUUAAGCAACGGUGAACGAUGCAUUGAGGGUGAUGAGCAUGGAAUUCAGUUGGCUGUUUGUAAGUUGGGUACGGUUGAUGGACCGUGGAGAUAUGACGAGAAGACGUUAACUUUGCAUCACAAUAAGGAUGAUAAAUGCUUGGGCAUUCAUCCCGGAACGAAGAAGUUGUCUUUGGUGAAAUGUGAUCUUAAAAGUGCUUAUCAACAGUGGAAUUUCUAUGAAAUUAAACCGAAAUGGUGAUAGAAACUUAGAAUUUUUUAGUUGCCGUCCAUUUAUGUAAUCUUUGUCAUAUCUAUACGUAAAUGAAUAUACGUGUCCCAUGUGCCAUUCCAUGUGUAUUAUUGUAUUCAAGUCAAUUUUAUACAAUUUAAUUCGAAUUUAAUUUGAUUUUGUGAUGAAGUUAAUGUCAGUACCAGUAAUGCAUUUAUUUGUCGCUAUCGAAACCGAAAAUUUAAUUUUCAUGUUUCUGAUAAAAUAACUUUUAUCGACUGCGUAAAUCUUAAAAGUAGAAAAUCCAAAUGUUGCUUGUUCAAAUAAAACAGUAAAACAAAGAAAAAAAUGAAAAAAAA
Molecule: messenger RNA, 2400 nt
Organism: Bradysia coprophila
Lineage: Eukaryota; Metazoa; Arthropoda; Insecta; Diptera; Sciaridae
Product: N-acetylgalactosaminyltransferase 7-like
Biological process (GO): protein O-linked glycosylation
Cellular component (GO): Golgi apparatus
Molecular function (GO): polypeptide N-acetylgalactosaminyltransferase activity
Source: RefSeq, a predicted model, not a curated record